AUGAGCAGCAUAACAAAGGGCUCACCCUCGCUCGGUGACCUGCCAACCGAGAUACUAACACGCAUUCUGACACCCUUACUCCAGCAUACAGUCGAACAGGCCGACGAAUGGAACCACACGUUUCUAAUCACAGAAUACAAAGGCAGAUCGUACGCUCAAGUCCUGCCAACGCCGCCCGAAGAUGAGUGUCUUCAACCCCAAGUGUUGCGAGUUUGCAAGCGAUUCAAUGACAUCGGGGUUGACCUGCUUUAUGCGAACAAUCUCAUCUUUCCCAUGCAUGCGUGCACCUACUGGGCGGCCAAGGAAAGUGCCGAUCGACAACGCGCGUUUCUGAAGAAGCUGUCAUCUCCUCGAGACGAGCGGCACCGUCUGAAAGGGCUCUGCAUCAUCAUCUGGACGCCCGACUUCUUCAGGUACGGGAGCCAUGACACGGACGGCGACUGGUUCGACGAGCUGUUUGCCGGUCUGGCACUCCAUCAGCCAUGUUGGGACGAAAUCCUCAUCGACUUCCACGAUCUCACGGCGCGAGCGGCAUAUAACACAGAUCCCAAACUUUCAGGGCGCCUGAUCUACGGCUUGGGCAGACUUCAUGCCAAGAGUUUGCCGAAUCUAGGAGCUUCAGUUGUCAAGUGGAGCAUGGAGCAGCCGGAACAUAAAUAUCCCUUGACAAUUCUCCAUCACUCUCUGGAAGAUUAUUUUGAUGCCUGGGAACCACCGAAUGCCGAGGUUGCCCAAAUUCCUCGGAGGAGGCGUGAGCUCUUGCAACGGAGUCUACAGGCUGCUGAGGCAUUUGAUGAGGAAGCUUUCUUCGCUGUGAUGAUAGAUGCCGUCCAGCAUGUCAACGAGGUUUUUCGUCAAGGCUCGAAAGAUCGCUCGUGGUCGCAGGACAAGGUUGAGGAGUUGCUGGACGAGUGUGAGAAGGAAGGUCGUCUCUUGUUGAGCGCCAGAGACAAACAGUGGCGCGCUGCCUACGGACCCUGCGCCAGAGAUGUAUGGAGGUGA
This is a messenger RNA of Exophiala dermatitidis NIH/UT8656, 1002 nucleotides long. RefSeq lists its product as uncharacterized. The record is from RefSeq and is a predicted model, not a curated record. NCBI's taxonomy places the organism in Eukaryota, Fungi, Ascomycota, Eurotiomycetes, Chaetothyriales, Herpotrichiellaceae. Bases 1 to 1002 code for a protein of 333 amino acids. The transcript has a single exon.